Messenger RNA from Rubroshorea leprosula, 2536 nucleotides. Lineage: Eukaryota; Viridiplantae; Streptophyta; Magnoliopsida; Malvales; Dipterocarpaceae. The record is from the annotation of a GenBank genome assembly.
GGAAAAUUGGGACCAAAAUGGGCAAUUUUUCUGCAGAGAGAUAGGGGCUGCAGCUCAAAUGGAAACAACACCAACAAUAAAACCCCCCAAAUGUAAUCUCUCCACUGCAGCUAACCAUUCUAGUUAGGGGAAAGACAUUCAUCUAUGGAACUAUUACCAUGCCACCCCUGUUCUCCAUCCUGCCUUUAAGAAUCCUCCCCCUAACCUUUCCCUACAGGGGUUUCCAAUUUUUGGGGAGCAGAGUAGUUUCUCCAGCACCUUGAGAAACCAUUUUCAGAAAAACCCCAAAUGGCUUCAUCACCAAAAGAUUCUCCACCAGAUUCUUCAACACCACCGCGGCCACCAACAUCAGCGCCUCCUCCUCAACCAGUUUCUUCGCCACCACCCCCUCCUACCAAGGAUCAGACUAGUCCACCUGCUAAUCAAGGAAAUGGUAGCGGUAGUGGUAAUGACAAUGCUUCUCCACCACCUCCACCGCCUCCAUCUAAUUCACCGAGUCAUGUUUUGCCACAGGCACCACAACUAGCGCCUCCCUCAGAGGGGAAAUCAUCACCGAGCUCAAAUAGUAACAGCAUUUCCAUACCUCUAACGACAGCAAUAGGUGCCGCCAUCGGUGUUGGCGUGUUGUUUAUUGUCAUGAUAUUGAUAGUGGCGAUAUGCAGUAAAAAGAAAAAGAAGCCAAAACGGGCUGAUGAUCAGAUGCCAUACUACAUGGAUCCUCCCCAAGGUGGUCUCGGAUAUUACAAGGGAAUACCAGUUGGAGGCCAAAAUAUUUGGCAGGAUUCACCGAAAAAAGAACAUGCAAUCAAUAUUUUACCUCUACCCCGGGCCGCAAUAGGGGGUGGAACGCCUCCCCGUGGAAGCUGGCAACCAUCACCAUCACCUCUGGGCGCAAUAGGCAGCGCAACACCUGGAAAUGAAGGUUGGCUAUCACCUCCCGUACCACCACAAGUAACUGUGAACAGUAGUGACAUGAUGAGCUCCUCCAACUCCAAUUCCAUUUUAACACCACACGCUCCAGUCCUGCCUCCCCCACACCCAGCGGUGGCCCUCGGAUUCAACCAAUGCUCCUUCAGCUAUGAGGAGUUAGCGGCUGCAACCGAAGGGUUCGCUCAAUCUAACCUACUUGGUCAAGGAGGGUUCGGUUACGUGCACAAAGGUGUAUUGCCCAAUGGCAGGGAAAUUGCUGUCAAGAGUCUCAAAUCAGGUAGUGGCCAAGGGGACAGGGAGUUUCAGGCGGAGGUUGAGAUCAUCAGCCGUGUCCAUCACCGCCAUCUUGUGGCCCUUGUUGGGUUUUGCAUGGCCGGAGAUAGGAGGAUGUUGGUGUAUGAAUUUAUUCCUAAUAAAACACUUGAAUUUCACCUCCACGGAAAGGGUCGUCACCCCAUGGACUGGGCCACUAGGCUCAAGAUUGCUCUUGGUGCUGCUAAAGGUCUUGCUUACUUGCACGAAGAUUGUCAUCCUCGCAUUAUACAUAGAGACAUCAAAUCUGCCAACAUUUUAAUCGAUUACAGCUUUGAAGCUAAGGUUGCAGACUUCGGAUUGGCUAAGCUAACUCAAGACAACAAUACUCAUGUAUCAACUCGCGUGAUGGGAACAUUUGGGUACUUGGCUCCAGAAUAUGCAUCAAGCGGAAAGCUAACAGAGAAAUCUGAUGUGUUCUCAUUUGGUGUUGUGCUCUUGGAAAUAAUAACUGGACGUCGGCCUUUGGAUAUGUCUGGAGAUCAUAUGGAUGAAAAUCUAGUGGACUGGGCUAGACCUUUGUGUUCUCGGGCAAUUGAACAAGGAAACUACAAUCAACUGGCUGAUCCAUUCCUAGGGAACAAUUACGUCGCCCACGAGAUGGCACGUCUGGUACGAUGUGCUGCUGCAGCCAUUAGACAUUCUGCUAGAAGACGUCCCAAAAUGCGUCAGAUUGUGCGUGCACUGGAAGAUGAUGUCUCACUGGACGACCUAAACGAUGUGGUGAGAACCGAAGAGGGCUCGAAUUUCAGCUUAAGGAGUGGCAGUGCUGAUGAUGAAGCCAGACCAUAUAGUGAAGACAUGAAGAAGUUUAGGAAGAUGGCCUUGGACAGCCAAGUACACGCGAGCACCGACGUUGGUAACACGAGCGAAUACGGGCUCAAUCCAUCCUCGUCCUCUUCCUCCUCCUCAAGCAGUGAGGGUGAGGCUGGUGUUAAUACAAGUCGGGCACAGUCUCCUUGAUACUCAAAAAGCUUCUAAAAGGCUUGAUGGACCAUUUUAACUUUGAGCUUGAGAUUGAUGAAAUUUUUUGGUAAACGGAUGCCAUUUAUUUAGGCAUUUGAUUGCGUCGGGAGGGAGAAAUUGUGAUUACAUCACAAUAUGGUUGGGUUCAAAAAGUAGUUACAACUUUUUUUCCAUGCUUGAUUUAUUGAUUGGGAUUGUUGUAUAAUCUAGGGUUAAAGUCGAAUUUGUAAGUACUCGUACUAAUGGGUACUACCUGUUUCAAGAACAAACAUUUAUCAAUAACAUUAAGCUAGGGGAAGUCCCUGGCUAAUAUAUCACUUGAAAGUGU